Eurypyga helias (sunbittern) is the source of this 1457-nucleotide messenger RNA. RefSeq names its product armadillo repeat containing 6 (gene ARMC6). The transcript has 7 exons. Gene Ontology annotation, biological process: hematopoietic progenitor cell differentiation. NCBI's taxonomy places the organism in Eukaryota, Metazoa, Chordata, Aves, Eurypygiformes, Eurypygidae. Gene Ontology annotation, molecular function: protein binding. Bases 1 to 1398 code for a protein of 465 amino acids. The record is from RefSeq and is a predicted model, not a curated record.
AUGGGUUCGAAACAGAUUGCGCAGGAAACGUUUGAUGAUGCCGUGCAAGAAAACAUUACAGAAUUUGAAAUGGAUCCCGAAGAAGCUGUGAGAGAAGCUGUGCAGCAGUUUGAGUCCCAAGGUGUUGACCUAAGCAAUAUUGUGAAAGCUGUUCGGCAGCCUGCCUCUGAAAAUGGUCAAAAGCAUGAAAUUUUGCUGACUUUAGAUUCCCUGGGGAGAGCCGUGGCUGACGCUGAUCUGGCCGAGAUGGACAACCAGCUCGUGGUCUUCACUGAGCAGUGCAAAGAACAGCUGGCGUUCCGCGCCCUGGCUGGGCAACGUGGUGCCUACUCCGUGGUGUUCUCUGCCUGCCAGUUGGCUUCAGGAGACAGGAAUUUAAUGCUGCAAGCCUUUUAUACUCUGUCUGCCAUCCUGGAUGGGCAGCCAGACCUACUUGAUGCCGCUGGCCAGGAUCUCUUGCUGCAGACUCUGAGAGAGUAUAGGGAGGAUGCGGAAAUGACACUGGCCGGGAUCCGAUGCGUUCGGCAUGCCUGCCUGAAACACGAGCAGAAUCGUCAGGACUUUGUGAAAGGUGGGGUUCUCCCCGUUCUGACUGGAGCUAUUGUCCAGCACGGAGGCAACGCCGAUGUCGUCCGAACGGCCUCCUCAGCGCUCAGGAUCAUGACGUUCGAUGAUGACAUCCGCGUGCCCUUUGGGCAUGCUCACGAUCAUGCCAAAAUGAUUGUGUUGGAAAACGAUGGGUUAAGAGUCCUCAUUGAAGCUGCAAAAGCAUUCACAGAUAACUCCAGUGUUCUCAGUGAACUCUGUGCCACCCUUUCUCGCCUCUCUGUCAGGAAUGAAUUCUGUCAAGAAAUUGUGGACCUUGGUGGCCUAAACUUGAUGGUGUCUCUCCUGGCUGACUGCAUCAACCAUCCGGACGUGGUGAAGCAGGUGCUGAGCGCCAUCCGGGCGGUUGCGGGUAACGACGACGUGAAAGAUGCCAUCGUUAACGCUGGGGGAACGGAUCUCAUUGUGCUGGCUAUAAGCCAUCACCUUACCAACCCUCAGAUCUGUGAGCAGGGCUGUGCAGCCUUGUGCAUGCUGGCAUUGCGCAAACCGGAGAACUGCAGCGCCAUCAUGGAGGGUGGAGGGGCGUUGGCAGCCCUCGAGGCCAUGAAAGCGCACCCCCGAGAAGUGGCCGUACAGAAACAGGCGUGCAUGCUGAUCCGCAACCUGGUCUCCCGGAGCCGGGACUUUUCUCAGCCCAUCUUAGAGAUGGGAGCCGAGAACCUGAUAACAGAAGCUCGUGCAGCACACAAGGACUGCGACGAUGUGGCCAAAGCUGCGCUGAGAGAUCUGGGCUGCAAAGUGGAGCUCCGAGAGCUGUGGACAGGUCAGAAGGGGAGCCUGGCUCAGUGAGCCAGCACUCCACCGAGCGCUGGAGCUUCGAGACAUCUACGGAUGUGAUGGCGGGGGAA